UGUAUCAGUGUUCAAAUUUUUAAAGGCUAGAAACAAUCAAUCAAAAUAAUAAUGUCGCGUUUAAAUCCUGAUAAAUUUCGAUAUACUGAUUUUUUACCUGGAAUAUCAGCAAAAUUUACAAUCAAUACAUUAUCAGAGAUUUUGACAAAAGCAACAGAUCGCCCUGACAUUAAAUUAAAAGGAUGGCAAGUUGGUGGUGAAAAUAAGAAAGGUGAUUCAUAUCUAAGCACAUUGUUUAAAAUUAAUAUUGUUGGUGUCCUUCAAAAGGAUGAAGAAAAUAGGGAUAAAAAGGAAAAUGAAAUUGAAAUACACGUUCCAGUUUUAAUAAAAAGUUUACCAUCGAACAUUGGACGUAGAAAAACUUAUCGAUCCACAGAUUUUUUCCGAAAUGAAGUAGUUUUCUAUAAUCAAGUGUGGCCAACAUUACUAAAUUUUCAACUACAAAAAAAUGUUAAAGAUCCUUUUAUGGACAUCCCAUUAUGUUAUUCAGCUCUAGCUGAUGGUGAAAAUGAUUUUAUUGCCCUUGAAGAUCUAACACCUCAAGGAUAUGGUGCCGCAAAAAGACAAACUGGGCUUGAUUUCGAUCAUUGUUUAUUAAUUAUACGACUAUUGGCAAGAUUCCACUCCUUAUCAUUCGCAUAUAAAGAUCAACAUCCUGAAUUAUUUCAUGAGAUGGUUUCAAAUUUUGAAGAAACUUAUUUUCGUGAAGGAUUGCGUUCAUGGUAUGAAAAAUGUUUUAAUAUUUGUACGGGCGUAUGGUUGGAUGCCUUAGAAAAAGAAGUUCCUGGUUCAAUAUAUCAGCAAAAGUUUCAAGAAUUAGUUGAUAAUGAUUUUUUAGGGCAAUUAUUUAAUAUAGUCUCUAAGAAGAAUAGUAUAUCUUGCGUAUGCCAGGGUGAUGCUUGGGUUCCAAAUUUUUUAAUAAAAUACAAUAACGAAUCAUCAUUGCCAGAAAGUGUUAAAAUUAUUGAUUUUCAAAUAGCUCGGGUGAGUUCUCCAUCAUUGGAUUUAUCCAUUUUCUUUUAUGCCUGCACCAAACAAUCAGUACGCGAAAAUCAUUGGGAUGAUUUGAUUGAUGAAUAUCAUAAAGUUUUCACUGAAUCAUUAAUUGAAUUGGGAACCGAUCCAAAGUUAUUUCCUAAAGAUGCAUUAUUACAAGAUUUUAUUGAGAAUGCAAAAUUUGGUUUAGGAAUGGUAAUCGAAACAUUGCCGCUAUGUUUAACGGAAGAUAGUGAAACAGUAGAUUUGGAUGCAAUACAAGGUACAGAAGCAAUUGAUAUAUCAACAGUGUAUUGUGUGAAACCGAUUCAAAAACAAGAGAAUCGUAAGCGUUUGGUAAAUGUUGUUAAGCAUGUUGUAGACAAUAAUUUUAUAUAA
Molecule: messenger RNA, 1374 nt
Organism: Chrysoperla carnea
Lineage: Eukaryota; Metazoa; Arthropoda; Insecta; Neuroptera; Chrysopidae
Exons: 7
Coding region: 52-1374 (440 amino acids)
Source: RefSeq, a predicted model, not a curated record